AUGCCCAAAGGUAAACCAAAGAAGGAUAAUCCCGCGCUGUAUGGGGGCUCGCCAGAGCCUUCAGAACCCAGCACAACCCGUUAUGCUGCUGUACAUAGGCGGGGCGGCACACAUAAAGUACGCGACGAGCACAAGACUGACUCCAAAUACGAUAACUACAACUACAAGGAGCUUGUCGAUCAAGCAAAGGAGCGCGGCAUCUAUCGCAAGGAUAUGAAAAAGGUUGAGAUGGCAUGGGCUCUGAAACACGAUGGUGAAGAAGAAAGACGUGCGGAGCAAGAUGCCGUGCUCGCACUCCAGCGAAAGAGACAAGAGGCGAAAGAAGAGGAGGAAAGAAGAGCCGCACACAAACAAAGACAGAUUGAAGAAAAGCACGAGAGGAGGAUUGAAAAGGAAAGAAGGAGACAACGCGACGAAAGCGUCAGCGACGACACGCUAAGCGACGCCGACAUCGAAGCCCAAGAAACAAGUCGAAACGAGUACGCGCGCGAGCAAUUCGGCCACGCCCUCAGCGACGAAUCCUGGAACUCGACAUCGACAGAAUCAAGUCCCGAACCCCCCAUGGACCGCGACACCAAACCAGACUGCCGCCUCCGCCUCUUCGAAUGGCCACACGAGCAACUACCAGAUACCCACCCACCACGCUUCUUCUCCUUCUCCGAGCCCAAACCACGGGCCAUACCCUACGCACCCCUCCGACUCACCACCACCUCGAGUAAGCAGAAACUCGUCCUGCUAGGCUCCAAAUACCCGACUGGCGUCGAUCCAGACUUUUGUCCAUUGCUCUCCCCAUGCACACGGUCCGCAGCACGCAACGGCCAUUUAAUCGGCACGCUCCGGCACGCCGUUGUAGAAAGCGGUGUGGACUGGGCUCAGCGCACGUUGGUGCAGGGUUGGAAUGCACACAUGUAUUUUCACUUGGGCCCUCGUCACCACAACGAGAGUAAGCCAGGGCUGGCGGAUACGUAUCGGAAAUGGGGGCUGGAGAAGAGGAAGGUGUUGCAGGUUAAAGGUAAAGGGGAGGCGAGGAAAGAGGAGAGAGCGGCGAGGCAUGUGCAGAGGAGGAGGAAUAGGACGAGGUUGGUGCAGGAGGUUUAUGAGAGUUCGUUGUGGAGGCUUGGGGGUAUGGGGUAUGUGGCUGCUUAUCUGGACUACCACUGGGGGGAUGGUGGUGGCGGGGAGGGGAGGGGCACUGGACGGUUUGGUGGUGGUGGAAGAAGAGCAUGGGAGAAGGAGGAGGAAAGGGUGUUGGAGAAUUUGUUCUUUGUGAGGUUUCUUGGAUGCGAUGUUCCGCAUUAUUAUUUCUGGUCGAGAGAGGGGGAGUGGGGGGAUCCGUGUUUCCCCAAUCCGGCUUGGGAAGCAGCUGGACAGUUGGAUGAAGACGAGCAAGACGCUGUGGAGAUAGGGGGGGAUACAAAAGGUGGGAAGAGGAGAUAUCGACUUGGUUCGAAGAAUCGCGUUGAGUCUCUCAGUUCAACUAAGACACGAUUGAUACGCGUACGCCGCCCGUCCUCUGCACUAUCCUUCACAACUGCAUCAUCACCUUCCUCCCCAUCCUCCCCUGUCAGCAUCGCCAGCGCGAUAACGCGCGCCGAAUACCAUUUGCAUACCCACGGCCUCACCUCUACACUCUCCGCCUACCGCGCCAGAUGGCUCGCUAAAGGUAAAACGACUCAUUGGAAGACUUUCGCUGCAAACCUGCCCACGUUGUGGCCGAGCGGUAACAUACCCGAUGUGCCCCCUGUGGAAAACAGACCUGGAGCCUGCCUAGCGCUGAAGAUUGCGGCGAUUGAUAUAUCGGGCCUGGGAGAAAAGACGAUAUGUAGUCCGUUGAUGGGUGGGGAGGCGUGGACGGGGAAUGAUGAUAAGCUUUGGGAGGUUGUGGAGGUUGUGGAGGGUGACGAGGAUCGUGAAGAUGACGACGACGAGACUGGUGACGAGAGUGACGAUUUUGGUGGGGACGACGUAGACGAAGAGGAGGCAGACGGUGAACUUGAGGAGAUUGGUUACGGGAACGAUGACGAAGCGUUGUAUCGACGUGGUAGCAUGGUCUUUGCACACGACAACAUGUACGCCGAUCCGGUCAUAGCGUGGUUGGAGAAGGUCAGUCCGACGUUCGCUCCAUCGACCACGCUGAUGAGUGCACCGAAAGCUCCGGGGGUGGAGAUGGAGCUGAAGAAUUGGGAGGCGAGAUACCUAAAAAAUCAUGCAAACGCAGAAAAUGAUGUAUCUCCACUUUUGUAG
Alternaria postmessia is the source of this 2244-nucleotide messenger RNA. RefSeq lists its product as uncharacterized. Lineage: Eukaryota; Fungi; Ascomycota; Dothideomycetes; Pleosporales; Pleosporaceae. The record is from RefSeq and is a predicted model, not a curated record. The transcript has a single exon. The coding region runs from base 1 to 2244 and encodes 747 amino acids.